CACCGGCGGCGCAUGACGAUGCAAGAGAUACUGAACAUCUCCUGGCAAAAGGUCUACCCGUAUCUCGUUAAAAUGAGGAAGAUCAUCUUUCAACUUACACACUCUUUCAUGUUUGACGUCUUCAUCUGUAGCGUGGUGGCCUUAAAUACAACCGUGCUGGUGGUCCAGACAUUUGCGGUGGUCGAGAUUCGGGGAGAGUGGUUCUUCUCUGCUUUGGAUCCCAUUUUCCUUUGUGUCUACGUACUGGAGGCCAUUCUGAAAUUUAUUGCAACAGACUUCGACUAUUUCCGUGACCGCUGGAACAACAUUGAUUUCUUCAUCAUGAUCAUGACGGUGUUGGAUUUUGUCCUCUCGCUGCUCAUCUCCAGCGGGCAGGGACCCCGAGGCAACUCGAUCCCGCUCUUUCGGAUCCUCAAGAUCAUCAAGGGGGUUCGCGCCAUCCGGGCCAUCCGUUUCCUCCUCACCCUCCGGGUGACGGAGCAUCUGCAAGAAAUCACAGGCACAUUUGCACUUUCUUUCCAGUCCAUUGGAGCAAUCAUUCUUCUCAUGUUCUCUUUCUUAUUCAUGUCUUCUGUGGUGCUGCGGGACAUGUUCAAUGAAGUGGAUCCGAAACAUUUUGGGGAUCUCUUCAGAACCAUCUUCACCCUUUUUCAGCUUUUCACGUUGGACGACUGGUCGCUUAUCUAUCUUACCUGCUACAAUGCAGGAGCCUGGUAUAUUAUUAUUUUUCUAAUCAUCUAUAUCCUUGUGGAAUAUUUUUUGCUUCUCAACCUGGUGAUUGCAGUCCUGGUGGAUAAUUUUCAGAUGUCCCUCCUCAAACGCCAGGAGAAGAAGAAACUGAAGCAAAAAAUGAUCCAGCUAAAGGAGAGCACUGCAGAAGAUGUUGCCAGCAAGCAAGCAGGUGAUGGUCAAAUUGGGGUGGGCAGGGGCGGCCUGUCACAAAUUUGAACGAAGGAUAUGGCUUAGUCAGGACUGGGGCCCGGCCCAUGGGCAGAUGAAGGCCAGUUUGGUGUAGCAGUGAAAAUGCUGAACUAGAAACCAGGAGACGGUGAAUUCUGGGCAGCCCUUAGGCAAGGAAGCCAGCUGGGUGACUUGGGGCCAGGGCUUCCUCCCCACCUG
Messenger RNA from Candoia aspera, 1119 nucleotides. It is a transcript of the gene CATSPER1, whose product is annotated as cation channel sperm associated 1. The transcript is spliced from 8 exons. Gene Ontology annotation, cellular component: CatSper complex; membrane. The coding region runs from base 13 to 948 and encodes 311 amino acids. Lineage: Eukaryota; Metazoa; Chordata; Lepidosauria; Squamata; Candoiidae. The record is from RefSeq and is a predicted model, not a curated record. Gene Ontology annotation, molecular function: voltage-gated calcium channel activity; calcium-activated cation channel activity. Gene Ontology annotation, biological process: flagellated sperm motility; transmembrane transport; calcium ion transport.